Toxorhynchites rutilus septentrionalis is the source of this 1547-nucleotide messenger RNA. It is a transcript of the gene RpI12, whose product is annotated as DNA-directed RNA polymerase I subunit RPA12. Gene Ontology annotation, molecular function: zinc ion binding; nucleic acid binding; DNA-directed RNA polymerase activity. The coding region runs from base 77 to 445 and encodes 122 amino acids. NCBI's taxonomy places the organism in Eukaryota, Metazoa, Arthropoda, Insecta, Diptera, Culicidae. The transcript has 3 exons. The record is from RefSeq and is a predicted model, not a curated record. Gene Ontology annotation, cellular component: RNA polymerase I complex. Gene Ontology annotation, biological process: termination of RNA polymerase I transcription; DNA-templated transcription.
UUUGUUCUUAACUUUUGUUAUCACAUGUUUUGGUACCGUUUUCAAGCAGCUCUGCAGAAUCAACAUUUUCGUUUCGAUGGACUUUAAUUCAUCUAUUACGCCGGGUUUCUGUCCUGAUUGUGGAUCUAUUCUACCUUUACUCAGUAUGACUGGAAAUGUGACUUGUUACAAUUGCCACAAUAGCUUUAAUGAAGGAGUUUUUGGUGCUAUGGAAGUGGAAUAUACGAUUCAUUUCAAUUCUUAUGAAAAUAAGAAGACAGACCAACUUGAUAACCGGAAGGCCGCUGAGGAAGCAGCUGAUGGACCUGUCAUAAUUCGUCGAUGUCCAAAGUGUAGCAACGAUAAAAUGUCAUACGCGACUCUUCAGCUUCGAUCGGCGGACGAAGGACAAACCGUGUUCUUCACAUGUACGAAGUGCAAGUUCAAGGAGUCCGAAAAUUCAUAAUCGAUUCCCAAAAUUUUUCUUUUUUAUAAAGUAUAAGCUUAAAUAAAUUUAUAUUUAUUCUAAAAAAUAUAAUCAUGAACUAUCAAUAGAUGGGCAACAUUGUAGCAAUGUUCGAAUUUUGUGUCAUCCCAUAAAUUAAUCGUUUGUUUGAAAAACUCCAUAAGACCAUUUGAUGCGCUUGCGAAAAAACGACUAAAAGCUGUUUUUCUAAAAAUUUUGACCUUUUGACCUAUUUGGUGGUAACGGUGGAUUAAAUGUGAUUCACAUACAACAUCCACGUUACGUCAAUUAUCCACCCAUGCAGUUCUUAUGGAAACAUUGACAUACACCGGCAACGUAAUGACCCGUCAGCAUACGUUCAACGAAAACGACCGGCAGGAUUUGUAGAAAAGAAUAAUUGACGGACGGCUCGUUGGGUUUUUGUCUGGGCUUUGUGUCUCGGCUUUUGUUUUGAUUUUGCUUGCAUAUUUUAUGCCAAUCUCCCAGUUUCAAAUUUCUCAGUCAAAAUCAUUUGCGAAUGGCUGAGAAGGCUGAGAAAAACAGUCUAUGGGCCUGAUCACGAACGUCACUUCACGGUGAUAACGGAAGAAAGUGAAUAUUACCUUGCAUACAAAUCAUUCCAUUUUCACCGUGAGAUGAUGUUCGUGAUCAGGCCCUAUAUAUUAUUGUCGAAUAAGGGUCGGGACUACAGGUUUUAAGCAUUUUAACCAAAUAAUUCAAUGAUUUUCACUAUUUUUUUUUCAAAAUUUAGAACUAAUUCUAGGCAUGUUGAUUUGGGAAACACAAACACGCUCAAUUUUCCCUGAUUUUUCCUGAUUUCUUACUUUUUGCUUAAUCAGAAAAAAAAAUCCAUAUAAAUAUAUUGGGAGUUUUGCUGGUUGUGUAUGAGAAUUGUCAUAAUAGUCUACAUUAAAAAGCUUUCCGGUCCGCGCUUAUAUAAUGCUUACUCUUCCUUUCGAUUAUACAUUAUCUGUUCGCAUUUUCGAAAGUACAGUGUCGACAUUUUUUGAAUUUUGAAGUUAACGUGAAAGAAAUAUUAGCGUCCAAGAAUUAUGUACAGUUAAAUAAAAACGAUACAGGCUUCAUUACAUGUUCACAGCAA